AUGAAGCCGGUAGCAUCGGAUUCCUACUACUCGCGAGAUCAAACCUCGUAUUCUGAAAGCACGAGGACACCAUACAUUCAAGAAGAUGAUUCCAUGAUGACAUAUUACACGGAUGAAUCGGUGGAAAGGCGCCAGAAUAAAAAGUUGACCUACGACACUUUCAUUCCCAUGGAAUCUGAUUCGAGCAGAGAGUCUGCAUCUGGAAGGGGAUGGAGAAAGGAAGGUUUAUCCAUUGACACCAGAAACGAUGUCCCAAGCGACGAUGAAGUAGCAGAGGAAGCUGCCAAGAAGACUCUUUCUCCAGGAAUGGUCGAUACUGAAAAUAUUCGCAACAAACGUCGUCAGCGAUUGGCGCGAAUGGCGAGAACCCGAAAUGAACGACAAGAAGCUGAAGAAGACGAAGAGAACUAUCAUCGCAGAAACUACGAAAGCAACACUGCUACUCCUUCGUCACCUAUCAAGCAGCGCUACGUGCCGUCUCCAAUUGUGGAAGAACGACCGGAACGAAGCUUUUCUGUAUCGCCACAAAAGUAUUCACGGUAUGGAUCGACACAGAAGGGAUACGAUGAGUCGGCAGCCGAGCUAUCCACACAACAUGUCGCAUCGCCUACAAAAAGAGGAUAUUCUGGUGUCCUUUCUCCGCAAGGCCGAUCGUCACCUCAAAAGGCUAGCGGAGCCUUUCAACCCUACAAGUCACCUGCCAAUAUGACAUCAUCCGACUACGCCCGAACAAGCUACAAUUUUGAUUUCCGAGACGACGACAACGACAAUGGCGACGAAAGCGACGUGUCUCGAGCAGGAUCGAGCAACGAUUCUCGUGCCAGCAGCAAACACCAAGAGAGAGAGCACCAAGAAGAUAGAUACCAGAGCCAUCUACGAUACGAAUCUGACACAUUGGAAGAACAGAACCAAGAAGACAGAUACCAGAGUCACCAAAGAUAUGAAACUGAUACAUUGGAAGAGCAAUAUGGAGAUGACAGUCACGGCCGAUACCAAUAUCAGGACAAUGGUGAUUCCUCGACACUGAAUGCAAAACCUUCCGAUGGCAGUGAUAUAGUUCCGUACUCCUCAUCUCCUAAGAAGCACCAUGAAAGAGGUGACCAACUAGAGCAAGACGAAGACGAGCACGGAUUCCAUGCAUUGACAAAGAGCGACAGCGAUGGUCUCGUCGAGCAUCGUGACGGAUACGAACGGCAUCAUGAUUCCGCACGACGGGAGGAGCUAAGAGACGAGGCGAGAAAAGAUUAUGAGUCUACUCCAUACCGCGCUUCCAAUCAUAAGGGAUACCGACAAGAUCACCAGCAUGAGAGGUCAAACGUAUCUUCAUCGAAUGCCAGAGAUAGGCGUACGCACGGGCAAGACACCUACAAUGAAAACCAGAUCGACACAUAUCAAAUCAAUGCUGGAAACGGCAAGCCAACAACUACCCCAACAGCAGGAAGGCACCAUCCAAGCCAAAAUCUUGAACGAAGGAGAUACGCUCCAGAACCACCAUCUCAAAGAGAAUCCAUUCAAGCUCACAUGGCCCACGCUUAUGUAUCUCCUCAUGGUUACCAAAACCCAGAGUAUGCAGCGAUGGCCAAUCACAAUGCAAGACAUGCACUCUUGAGGCGAUACGGAGCUAAUCACAAUGCCAACAUGCAUCCUCCUAUGCCCCAACAGUAUGGUCAACAACAACUUUCCUCGGUGCAAGCUUCGACACCAAAACAGCUUACACCAAUGCAUCCUCCAAUGCCCCAACAAUACCAAAUUCGAACACAGACGACACGAAAAGUGGCAAUGCCAGUUAUGGAAGACGACAGUGCUAGAAGCAGUGGAAGAAGGAUGUCACCUAUGAUCGAGGACCACUCGUACAUGAGCAUGGAGUCGAGCUUUAUCAACGCUUCAGUGAAUACAGGUGUCGGGUGUCAAGCAAUUCAAUGUCAGUCUGUAAUGACCAAAAUAUGGACUUGCGGUACAAUAGGAGACGUUGACGAUUUCGACCCAAGGACCAAGAUAUUCGCAGGCUUGGCCGAAGGACCAAUGGGCGCUUUCGCCAUGGGGGCUCAAGGGCCACGCAGAAACGCCGUGAAUUCGAAAUCAGAUCGAAAUAAGAAAAGCAGUGCGGAUGGGAAACAGAACGAGAAAUCUUUUCAGAAUGGUUUUGUGGGUGCAAUUGAAAAGAUCUCAGCUGAAGCUCAGUUCCUUGGAACUGAAGCAACACAAUUGCUCUCAGGUGUGAUCAAUGGACCCACACAGGCGGGCGAUGUGUCAAAGGAACAACCAGCAGUUGUGAAAUCGUCCAAAGACGAUGACAGCAGCUCCUCUUCUGACAGCAGUGACAGUGAAACAGAGUUCGACAUAGGUGGUCCUUCAGAGCAGAAAGAACAAAAACAAGAAAAGAAGAAAGAGCAGAAACAAGAAAAGAAGCCAGCUGGUGGUCGCUCCAAGCAGCAGCCAACGAAUGCCCAGAUUCCAGAAACGGCACUGGAUGUCACGGGGCCAAAGUCUCCGUCCAACGGGAUCUACGCUUCUGUUGUCAAGGGCAUGAAUAGACGGGAUCAGCUCAUGAGACUACAAAAAGAACGACAAACCCAAAACGAAGCGACAUCUACAAAGCAGGGAACAGCAAUAGAAUUUGCAACAGGGACAGAUCAGCUACGCGAUGUUUACAAGCAUCUCUUUGACACCAUGAAGAGUCCUAUGAAUCCAUUGUAUCUUGAGAAUCCAUUACAAGCGAAGAAGGACAAGUCCCUUGCGAUUGAAGAAGUAGGUACCAAGGGAGCUGGACUCGACGGAGAAACUGUAUUUCUCUCGUUCGACAAGGAUCCUGAGUCAAAAAGCGAUUUAGUGUCUGGUAGCCAACCAGUUGCAGUGAAGGAAGAGAAAGUGAAGGAGGAGAAAGAGAAAGCCGCAGUCUCCGGAAUAUUGUCGGCCCUUGAAAACACCCUUGCGCAAAUGAUGCUUCCUGACAGUCUUUCUCAGGCGAAUGUGGAGGAUUCAGUGAUUGGUUCUAUAGGUGGUGACGAAGAGACCAAGUCAGCAGCAGAUGAACAUGAUCUACUUUUUAUUGAAGAAAACUUGGAUAAAAAAACUGAUCAAGCCACUCCCAACCUCGAGACAUCCGAUGGACCAGUAUUGAAAGCAACGCCAAACACUGACACGGAAGCGGCGGAGGCUAAGCUGGAUCAAGACUCGGAAGAAAAUUCUGUUUCGAAAGAAAUGAUGAACGAUUUGAACGAUUUGUUGCAAAAGAAGCAAGAGCAAAAGCCAAUCGAAAGGUAUGAGGUGAAAGCAGCUGUAUCCAUGGUAUCCAUGACCGAUGCCGACAUCGAGGCAGAGCUAGAGAGAAUGACGGAUGAUGAGAGUAUGGACGAGUCUUCUGAUGACCAGAUACCUGACAACUACGAUGGACCGACGGACGAUGAGAUCAUGGCGGAAUUAAUGGGAGGUAUGGACGAUGGCGACGACGGUGAAGAACAUGUGAAGAGCAUGUUUGAUGAUGCAACCGUCGAUGACGAUCAAUCCGCCCUCUCUCUUCCGUCAGUUUUGAAAUCGAAGACGCGCUUCUCAAACGAAGUCUCUCAAUUGAAGAUAAUAUCAGAAGAUACCACUGGUGAUCUUGAAUCAUUAAAGCGAGCAGCGAAGGCACUUGAAGAAGCGAUCAAUAGGGCAUCUACUGCUCAUCAGGUACAAAGGACGAAUGCAACAUCUGCACACUACGAGGUUACUCCAUCCAUGUCGUCGCCGAACCUUUCUUUCACCACCGCAUUGAUGGAAGAAACGCAGGAACCAUCAUCAUCAUGGUUGCGGACUAUGUGGAAGAAAUAA
Molecule: messenger RNA, 3810 nt
Organism: Cylindrotheca closterium
Lineage: Eukaryota; Bacillariophyta; Bacillariophyceae; Bacillariales; Bacillariaceae
Source: the annotation of a GenBank genome assembly